Messenger RNA from Prunus armeniaca (apricot), 201 nucleotides. Lineage: Eukaryota; Viridiplantae; Streptophyta; Magnoliopsida; Rosales; Rosaceae. The record is from the annotation of a GenBank genome assembly.
AUGGAAAUAGGGAAUAAUAAGGACACAAGAAUAUUGCUAUACUACACCCAUAAGGGCAUUUCCAGCAGCCCACUCGGGCUGGGGGGGAGAGCCCAAAAGCAGCUUCCAGCAACAAGUGCUGGCCCGGGCAGUGUGGUGUCCACUUGCCUGGGCUGGCCCGAAGGCAAGGGCUGCCCGAGCAGCAGCCCGAAGGCAGGCUGA